Mizuhopecten yessoensis (Yesso scallop) is the source of this 803-nucleotide messenger RNA. Its product is annotated as C-type lectin domain family 4 member K-like. The record is from RefSeq and is a predicted model, not a curated record. Lineage: Eukaryota; Metazoa; Mollusca; Bivalvia; Pectinida; Pectinidae. The annotation marks the transcript as partial. The transcript has 4 exons.
UCCGCUGGCUAUCAUACAACGAACAUAGACGUAUUAUCAAACGGCAAUACCCAAAUGACACUAUGCAGCAGAAUAUAAUUCUGGUAAUAGUUUUAGCAUGGUUUUCUACACAAGUAACAUCAAAGUCUGUUACAGACCACGCCGACAAUGAUAAUUUAGCGAAACUGGAAAUGAAAACAUUUGAACUGGAGUCAAAAAUUGCCGGAGUGAAAACGGAGGUUUGUGCAUUGGAGGCGAAAAUGAAAGAAAAGAAGGAAACAGUUCAAAAUCAGCUUGAAAUAGUGAAAGCUGAUGUGACCAACAUCAUGACACUUGUUGAAGGCCACAACGGUGUCCAGGCCGCUCUGCGAGAGGACAUUGAUAACCUGGUUCAGCGUCUAGACAACCAGCUAUCAACUCCUGGGAGUACAGUGCCUACUGAUCACGACGUGUGUCCGGACGGCUGGGUAAAGUACGAUCGAUACUGCCUUUACUUCGCCCUUGACCCUGUAACCUGGAAUGUAGCUAAGAGUCGAUGUCAGAGUGAUGAUGCCCAUCUACUUGAGGUUGACACAGAGGAAAUGAACACAUUCUUGAAGAUCCGACUACGGCGUUCUGCAGGAUUUGGCCAUUUUGUGGGAGGACUAAUCUUUGGCCGACAAUCCUGGAUAUGGGACUACACGAAUACCGAAUUUGUUUAUACCGACUGGGGGCCGAACCAGCCAAGUAGAGGGAGAGACUCGCACUGCCUGGUAAUCUGCUCUGGGGCUAGUUGUCAGUGGGAUGACCUCAGCUGUGACUAUGAUAGGUUUUAUAUUUGUCAG